Molecule: messenger RNA, 2440 nt
Organism: Nothobranchius furzeri (turquoise killifish)
Lineage: Eukaryota; Metazoa; Chordata; Actinopteri; Cyprinodontiformes; Nothobranchiidae
Source: RefSeq, a predicted model, not a curated record
CGGUUUUCUCAAGCAAUGAUCUUUGCGAUUGAGGAGAUCAACAACAGCACAGAGCUGCUGCCGGGCAUCAAACUGGGACAUCAGAUCUAUGACUCAUGCGCCUCUGUGCCUGCAGCUGUCCAUACUGCAUUUCAAAUUUCAAAUGGUCAGGACCCUGUGUUCUACACGGACAGCAAAUGUUCUCAGUCUGGUAUGGUGGUGGCUGUUGUUGGAGAGUCUGAAUCCACACCGUCUAUCAGCAUGUCACGCAUCAUCGGACCCUUCAACAUCCCUAUGGUCAGCCACUUUGCCACCUGUGCCUGUCUGUCAGACAAGCAGCAGUACCCAACAUUUUUCAGAACCAUUCCCAGUGACCAGUUCCAGGCUGAUGCACUGGCCAAGCUGGUGAAACACUUUGGCUGGACUUGGAUAGGUGCGGUCCGCUCUGACUCAGAUUAUGGAAAUUAUGGGAUGGCAUCUUUUCUUGCUGCAGCACAGAGAGAAGGAAUCUGUGUGGAGUACUCCGUAUCCUUCUAUCGAACCAACCCACAGAGCAAGAUCCAGAGAGUCGCUGAAGUCAUUCGCAGAUCAACAGCAAUGGUUGUUGUGGCAUUUGCAUCUUCUGGAGAAAUGAGUGUGUUGCUUGAGGAGCUGACUCGGGAACCGUCAGCUCCUCGUCAGUGGAUCGGAAGUGAGUCCUGGGUAACUGACCUAGACCUGAUGAGCUACAGUUUCUGUGCAGGAGCCAUCGGAGUUGCCAUUCAGAAAUCUGUCAUCCCAGGUCUGAGAGAAUUCCUACUGGAUGUUUCUCCCACGGAAGUAGCUGCCUCUUCUGUGCUUACAGAGUUCUGGGAGGAUGCGUUUAACUGCAGCUUAAAAAAAAGGGUGGAAUCAGACAAAAGAGUGUGUGAUGGAACUGAAGACAUAAAGGCACUGAAAAGCCCGUACACCGAUACUUCUCAGCUAAGAAUCACUAACAUGGUAUACAAGGCUGUAUAUGCUAUAGCUCAUGCUAUUCACAAUUCUCUAUGUGGGAAAACAAAUGUCACCACUAAGUGUCAAAAAGACAUUAAAUUGGAGCCCAAACAGUUUAUUUCGGUGCUGAAGAAAAUAAACAUAUCACCAAAUGGUUACCCAGUGUCAUUUGAUGUGAACGGAGAUCCCGUAGCUUUCUAUGAGCUGGUCAACUGGCAAAAGAGUGACAAGUCAGUAAUAGAGUUGGUAACAGUAGGGUACUAUGAUGCAUCACUGCCCAACGGCCAAGAAUUUAAUAUCAAAAAGAAGAUAACUUGGGUAGAUGGUGGCACACAAGUCCCAGCAUCAGUGUGCUCUGAGAGUUGUCCUCCAGGAAGUCACAAAGUCCUGCAGAAAGGAAAACCCAUCUGCUGCUAUGAUUGUAUACCAUGUCCUGAAGGAGAGAUUAGUAACACGACAGAUUCUCCAGACUGUUUCCCGUGUCCCAGUGAAUCGUGGCCUAAUGCACAAAGAGACGCUUGUUUCCCCAAACCUGUGGAGUUUCUUUCCUAUGAUGAAGUCCUGGCAAUCAUCCUGGCUGCAUUCUCUGUUAGUGGGGCCUGUCUGGCCAUCAUAACAGCAGCUAUUUUCUUUCAUCACAGAACAACUCCAAUUGUCAGAGCCAACAACUCUGAGCUGAGCUUCCUGCUGCUCUUCUCUCUGACUCUGUGUUUCUUAUGUUCAUUAACUUUCAUCGGAGCUCCCUCUGAUUGGUCCUGCAUGCUGCGACACACAGCGUUUGGUAUCACCUUUGUUCUCUGUAUCUCCUGUGUUCUUGGCAAAACUGUAGUGGUUUUAAUGGCCUUUAAAGCUACACUUCCAGGUAGUAAUGUCAUGAAAUGGUUUGGGCCUCUACAACAAAGAAUGACUGUUGUGUUUUUUACAUUUGUUCAAAUUAUAAUCUGUACUCUGUGGCUGUUACUCAGCCCUCCAUUCCCAAUGAAGAAUCUGAGCACAUACAAGGAGAAGAUCAUCCUGGAAUGUGCAUUAGGUUCUGCUGUUGGGUUCUGGGCUGUGCUCGGGUACAUUGGCCUGCUGGCUGUUUUCUGCUUUGUGUUAGCUGUUCUAGCUCGGAAACUACCUGAUAAUUUUAAUGAAGCCAAGCUGAUAACCUUCAGCAUGCUGAUAUUCUGUGCAGUGUGGCUCACCUUCAUCCCAGCAUAUGUCAGCUCUCCUGGAAAAUUGACUGUAGCUGUGGAGAUAUUUGCUAUUCUGGCCUCCAGUUUUGGACUGAUUCUGUGUAUAUUUGCUCCAAAGUGUUUCAUCAUCUUAUUUCAGCCUGAGAAGAACUCUAAGAAGUCUUUAAUGAAUGCAAAUAAAAUGUAAAAUAUCAGCAUGAUAAUAUUGAAUAAUCAUGCCAAUAAGAUUAUAGCCUUUAUUGCCAAUUCUUAUUUCACAUUAUUAUGUAAUAAAUUUAUAAUCAUAAAUUAAUUUCCAGAAGAAAUGA